AUGUUAAAUACAAAACUAACUAAGUUCAUAGAUUCAAAAGCAGAUCAGGUCAAUUCAUAGCUUAAGUCUGCUCAAAACACCAUGCAAAACCAGACAUCUCAAUUAACUAAUUAAAUUACAGAAGCAAAUCAAACUAUGAAGGUUGCUGCUCCUUUACUAAAAGCCAUGGGUCAUUCAGAAGCUGCCCAAAUUUCCAAGGGAUUAGAUUUGGCUUCAAAGAACCUGGUACCUAUUAUAGAUUAGACCAAUAAAACUAUACAAAAGGGCACUGAUAUCGUUAAUUCUUAAAUUUAAAAAGCAUCUACCUUAGCAAAUUAGUAAAUUCAGAAAAUUAAUGAACAAGUUAUGCCAUAAAUAGAAUCGGGUUAACAGAUAAUAAAAUAAUAAUAUGAAAAAGGAAUGGAGGCGAUUAAAGAAAAUUAAAAUUUUUAAUCUAUUGCUGUAAAAGCUGCAGUAAUAGGAAUGGCAGUGAAUUAAAUAAUGGAAACUCCAACAGAUGAUGGAUCGGAAAUAUUGAAUUAAAGAAAAGAAAAUACAUAAUAAUAACAAUAACAAUAAUAAUAAUAAUAAUAAUAAUAAUAAUAAUAAUAACAAUAACAAUAAUAAUAAUAAUAAUAAUAAUAAUAAUAAUAAUAAUAAUAAUAAUAAUAAUAAUAAUAAUAAUAAUAAUAAUAACAAUAAUAGUCAAUUAAUUAUAAUACAACAAACUAUAUAAAUACAGAUCUUAAUAAAUAAUAGUUAAAAUAAGAAUCUCAUUUCUUUCAAAAUAAAAUUAAAUAAUAUAUUAAAAAAAUAACAGGGAAAUAAGUUAAUUCAAGAAUUGAAUAUUUAUGUCUUAUCUAAUAAAAAUUAAAAGAUAAUAUUGAUUCCAAUUACUUGUCACAAUCAAAAUAAUCAUUAAAAAAUGAAAUGUGGAAAGCUGCUUAUUAAGAGAGAAGAAUUUAAAGUCAUCAAAUUUUCGUAUAGUAUAUGACAAAAAUGGUUGAAUUCAUUUUUGAAUACUUAACAAUUGUUGAAACAGUAUUUUAACAAAUCAAAAUGAGAUACAAAUCUUCCAAUAAUUCAUUUGAAAUGAUUCUUAACUAUUGCAACAAUUUAUCAAUACAAUUAGAUUACUACACAACCUAUAGUUAUGUUUAACCAUAGUAAAAAUUCUUGAGUAGACUAUUCACCAAUUAAACAAAAUAGUAAAUAAAAAAUGGUUAAAAAAUGAAAAAAUCAACCAAAUCAAGUAACUAAAAUGAAAAUGCAGAAACUCAAAAUUAACAACAGAAGGAGGAGAAGGAAGAUGUACAAUUCUACCAUCAAGAGCUAUGCUAAAACUUUAAUAAUCUCGAGAGUGAAUAUUAAUUGCAUACAAAUAAUAUCCAAAUAUUAAAGAACAAUUUGAAAGGAGAAUUAAGAGAUAAAUUAAUAAUAUGCCAAUAAAUGAAUCAAUAAAAGAUAUCUGAUUAUUUGAUGUAGGUUCAAGGUUAAAGAAAUAUCACUUUUGAGGCAGUCGAACAAUUUUACAAGAGUUUCAUCCAAUAUGAAUAAAUCUAUUCUUAAAAUGUAGAAGCAGCCUUUGAGGGAGGACAACAGAUAAAAGAUAUCUACAAUGAAGAAUACAGAAUGUAUUAUUAUUUUAAAUCCCUCAUAAGAUAAUAGUAAUAGUUUGGAUUAUUUACAACAUAUAUUCUUAAAGAAAUAUCCCAAUUUGAAUACACACGAAUAGAAUUCCUUUAGAAAGCAUUCACACAAUUAGCUGCCGAAUUGGGAAAGUAUUUUCAAUUUCCAAACUAAAAAGCAAUUAAUUUCUCAAAUCCAUUAAUAUUAUAAUAGGCAAAGACAGCAUUUGACAUAAAUUAAUUAUUAACAUCUGAAUAGCUUGUAAUAAUCAAGAAAUACUCAGGAAUACCUCUACAGAAUAACAUUUCCACAGAUAUAUAUUCAGCAUUUGCUUCAAAUUUCACAAUACCUUCCCCCGAAUCUCUUAUGUCAUUGUCUCCUUUGAUUCUAAAAAAGUAUGAUGUUAAAAGGGAUGUGGCAUGGGAAAGAUCAUUAAGUUUUGGCAAAGACUUUGUGCCAACCAGUUUCAUAAUAACUGUUGAUGGGUUUCUGCUAUUUUAUGAUACAGAUUGGAAGGAACAGAAUAAUGAGGAGCCAAUUUAAUGUCAUAAUUUCAUGGUCAUAAAUGAAUUAGCGAUAAAGGAGAGAUAAAGUGAUGAGAAUGUCGUAGAGUUGAUUGUGAAGAAGCAAGGGAAACUGUUUGAUACACAUAAGAAAUAAAUAUUAAUGAUGAAUGAUGUAAUGGAGAAGGAAUCCCUAAAAUUAUUACUAAAUUAAUUUAAAUGA
Molecule: messenger RNA, 2334 nt
Organism: Paramecium tetraurelia
Lineage: Eukaryota; Ciliophora; Oligohymenophorea; Peniculida; Parameciidae
Exons: 6
Source: RefSeq, a predicted model, not a curated record